Messenger RNA from Solanum verrucosum, 1729 nucleotides. Its product is annotated as tubby-like F-box protein 5. The record is from RefSeq and is a predicted model, not a curated record. The coding region runs from base 401 to 1606 and encodes 401 amino acids. Gene Ontology annotation, molecular function: protein binding. The transcript is spliced from 5 exons. NCBI's taxonomy places the organism in Eukaryota, Viridiplantae, Streptophyta, Magnoliopsida, Solanales, Solanaceae.
GUGAGGGAGUUCCUACUCCCAAGGUCCAAAAUCUAGUAAGCUUUGCGUAAACGUGAAGGGAAAAAACAUUUGGUGGAAAGACAACUAAUUAAAAAAAUAAAAAUUGGUUGAAGGAACUUGCAAUACAUUGAAAAUCUGAUUUUUUUUUUCUCUCUCUUCAACUUGGUGGUGGCGGCGGCGAAGGAUACGGCGGAGUUGGUGGUGCUACUGGUGGUUGCCGGUUAUGUAGCAACUCUUUAUAAAGGGAAAAAUCUAAUGUUUACCCACCAGAUUUUCUCCGGAGAAGAUGGCCGGAGCUAGCUGUGUUGAUCUGAUCUGAUUCUACCGAUUUUUUGAAGCAAAUAUUGUAUUUGUUCAUACCCAAUUUGCAGGAAAGGUCUUGUUGAUGUGAUCAAUAGAGAUGUCAUUCAAGAGCAUUGUCCGCGAGCUGAAGGAAAUGAAAAAUGGGAUAGGGAGUAUAUCAAGGAGAAGAGAAGUAGAAGGAAGGCAUUGGCGAAACAGAACUCGGUCACAUAUAGCUCCUGAUGUGGUUCCUUUUGAUUCCAAUCAACAAGGGCAAUGGGCAAAUAUACCACCAGAACUGCUUUUGGAUAUUAUCCACAGGGUUGAAGAGAGUGAGACAUCAUUUCCUGCUCGGACAGCGGUAGUCUAUUGUGCAUCUGUUUGCAAGUCGUGGAGGGAAGUUACGAAAGAGAUUGUCAAAACUCCUGAAGAAUGUGGUAGGCUUACAUUCCCUAUUUCACUAAAACAGCCGGGUCCCCGUGAAUCCCCAAUUCAUUGCUUUAUCAAACGGGACAGAGCUAAUUCAGUUUUCCGCCUCUACUUUGGUUUGACUCCAUCUGAGGAUGUGAGUGAUAAACUAUUGCUGGCUGCCAAAAGGAUCAGAAGGGCAACAAGCACAGACUUCGUAAUUUCAUUGGUUUCAGAUGAUUUUUCUCGAGCUAGCAGUACAUAUGUCGGCAAACUGAGAUCCAACUUUCUUGGAACCAAGUUCACUAUAUAUGAUAGCCAACCUCCAAGUGAUGCAGCGAUUCAACAUCGUGGUAGACUUAGUCGACGAUUCAGUGCUAAGCAAGUAUCCCCAACAGUAUCUGCAUGCAACUACAGUAUAGCCACCGUUUCCUAUGAACUCAAUGUUCUCCGUACAAGGGGACCUCGGAGAAUGCAUUGUGCCAUGCAUUCCAUCCCUUUCUCCUCUAUCCAAGAGGGAGGCAGUGCUCCAACGCCUACAUCAUUCCCACAAUCUUUCGAUGAGAGGCCUUCAAAAGCAAAAGAGCCAGCUGUAAAUAUCAGCUCAUCGGUGUCAGUGCCCUCUCGAGAGCCACUUGUGCUUAAAAACAAGGCCCCUCGAUGGCAUGAACAAUUGCAGUGCUGGUGCCUAAAUUUCAAAGGCCGCGUUACUGUGGCAUCCGUGAAAAACUUUCAACUAGCGGCAGCAGUUGAUCCAUCUCACAAUAUACCCGCUGCAGUACAAGAAACAACAAUUUUGCAAUUUGGGAAAAUUGGAAAAGAUAUCUUCACCAUGGAUUACUGCUACCCGCUCUCCGCCUUCCAAGCUUUUGCAAUCUGCUUGAGCAGCUUCGACACGAAACCAGCGUGUGAAUGAUUUCGUGCUCAGAUUGUAAAUCAUGAUGUUAUGAAUUAAUGUUUAGUCGAAGUUCUAAAUGCAAGGCAAUAUUUAUCAAUGAGAAUAUCAGUAUGUAACUAAUAUUAACUGCUGCUAAGAUAG